AUGGCGCCAGGGAUUGAACCACCAACCAUCCGAUCAGUAGCUCUACCUCCUGAGCUACAGCUACCCCCUAUUCUUAUUGUACCAUUCUCUCUCCAGGAGCAUGGCAUCCCAAUAGAUAUGGGCUAUGCAGUAGCUCCACACCACUCUGGGGUUUAUCCAGUUCACAGCCAGCUAUAUGAAGCCUGGAAAUCUGUGUGGGGAAUCAAGGUGACCAGUACAGAAGAAUACCCUCAUCUAAGGCCAGCUCGAUAUCGACGUGGCUUCAUUCACAAUGGCAUCCAGGUAUUGCCCAGACAAACUUGUGGUCUAUUCACCCAUACAAUCUUCUAUAAUGAAUACCCAGGAGGUUCAAAAGAGCUGGACAAGAGCAUCAGAGGGGGAGAGCUCUUCCUCACCGUCCUCCUAAACCCUAUCAGUAUCUUCAUGACCCAUCUGUCUAACUAUGGCAACGAUCGUCUGGGUCUGUAUACAUUUGAGUCUUUGGUGAAGUUUGUCCAGUGCUGGACCAACCUCAGGCUGCAAACGUUACCACCAGUCCAGCUUGCCGAGAGGUAUUUCCAAAUCUUUCCUGAUGAGAGAGACCCGCUCUGGCAGAACCCUUGCCAUGAUAAGAGACACAAAGAUAUCUGGUCUAAAGAGAAGACCUGUGACAGAUUGCCAAAGUUUCUCAUCAUUGGACCACAAAAAACAGGUACUACAGCACUUCAUUCAUUCCUGAGCAUCCACCCAGCAAUCACCAGCUCCUUCCCCAGCCCUACCACCUUUGAGGAGAUCCAGUUCUUCAGUGGCGCAAACUAUCACAAUGGGAUUGACUGGUACAUGGACUUCUUCCCAUUCCCUUCCAAUGUCAGCACAGACUUCAUGUUUGAAAAGAGUGCCAACUACUUUGACACAGAAGUAGCCCCUAAAAGAGCUGCGGCCCUGCUCCCCAGGGCCAAGAUCCUGGCAGUGCUCAUUAACCCGGCUGACAGAGCCUACUCCUGGUACCAGCACCAGAGGGCUCAUCAGGACCCUGUAGCCCUUAACCACACUUUCCAUGAAGUAGUUACAGCGGGCGCCUCAGCCCCCAGGGAUCUGCUGGCCCUUCAGAGACACUGCCUUAAUCCUGGGGCAUAUGCUAUUCACCUGGACCGCUGGCUGCAACAUUACCAAGCCAGCCAGCUACACAUUGUUGAUGGGGCGCUGCUGCGGUCCAACCCAGUACUGGUGAUGGAGGGAAUACAGAGAUUCCUUGGUGUCACCCCCAUCUUCAACUACACCCAGGCUUUAAUGUAUGAUGACAGCAAAGGUUUCUGGUGUCAGCGAGUGGAGGGCGGUCGAGCCAAAUGUCUGGGAAAGAGUAAAGGCAGGAAGUACCCGGAGUUGAGUUCUGAGUCGCGUGCCUUUCUAGCAGAGUAUUACCAUGAGCACAACAUGGAUCUCCUGCGUUUGUUGAGCCGGUUGGGUCAGCCGUUGCCAUCCUGGCUCCGCCAAGAACUCCAGAGCACCAGCUGGAGCUGAGGCUCAGACACACUGCAGAAAAGCUUGGACUAGAGUCUGUGGUCGAGUCAACAUUUGGCUCCGGACGAGACUGGACUACCUGAUCUGGAAUCGGCAGCAACACACACUAUCAAAGUUACAAUGCUUGAGCAGAUGUUAAGAGUGCCUGUGCUCCGUGAAAAAAGACCGUACAAUCUGAUCUUAAUGUUUUGGUCACUGCUUGAGACGAUUCCAGCAGACCGCCUCCUCUUGACCUUUCACCAACCUCCCAGACAGCUUUUAGCCUCCGUGUUGCAUAUGAGGUUCAUGCUGUACCCGCUGGCUGUGGAUCCAGAGAAGUGGGUGGGCAUCAGGUCCAGAGCAUAAAGAACAGGUAGACGGCAUUAAUGAGGAGAGAAGUUCAGUGUGUGCACAUGUGAAGUCUGCGACUGGAAACGGGACUAACACGCACAACCACACACACACACCCCACACAAAGAUGAUUUUAAAGCAGUCUAUUUUUUAAAAAGGCUUGUAUAUGUUACGUUUGGGGGCAGAAGCAGUUUAUCCUCAGCUCUCCAGUCAGUGAACAAGAGUCACAGACAGAAAUGGAACUGAGUUGAUGACAGAUCAGUGUAAAUAUGUUUUUAGAGUUAUGGUCCAUGCUGUGCCUGCCACCAGCAUCCUGACAGUGAGCAGUUUUAUUCCACUUGAUUUAUUUAGGCCAAGGGAAAGCUGAUUUUUGAAGGAUGGCAGUUUUCCAACUUUCAGCUGUUUUCCAACUCUGCAGAUAAGUUUUUGAAAAUAUACCCUCCAUGUUAUGCAAGUAAAGAAACACUAAACACUGAUGAGUACAGAUUUUUUCGUUGGAACUCAAUUUUCAGCUAUUUGAUGUGCUGUAAAAGGAUAUUUGGGGAUAUCUGCCAGUGUUGUGUUCUGUCAUUUAGUCUGUAGUCAGGGAUAGCUCUCUGCAGUAGCUGCUGAUCGAAACCUUGGCCACGUCUUUGUACAUCCCAACAUCAACAGACAACACUGAAGCUGGAACGCUCUCAGAUCCUAGCUGACUAGAGUGCAUGAAGAAAAUGGUCAACUUCUAAACUAAAAUAUUUGUUUAAAGGCAAAUGCUCUCCUAAAUUCUAGUGAUUUAGGAUCCAAAAGUGACAGAAUUUUAAAAUGUAUUAUUAUCAAAGGCUGCUAUAAGUCUGCUGUCUUUCAAACUUCAGUUUAAACCACAGGCUUCGUCUUUUGAGUAUCAAAGCUGUCGUAGCCCUGAUGACCUCAGGGCAGUUUGGAGAUGUCAACUGAACUUAACCAACUGGGAGAGUGGGAACUGUAUUAUUUUGGGUAGUGUAAUGUUAACUUAUGUUUUUCACUUCUUUACAUUUUGGUAGUGAUAAACUGGUUACGCUGAUCCUGGCACCGUGUGGUAGCAAGGCAUGGCUGUGGACCAGUGUGGGCUGUUUGACUGUGAGACGGCCAUAUCUCUGUAAGAGUAGCCGUGUCGGAGAAAAGGGAAAAAUGUAUAUGCACACAAAAUUUGACAAAUUAAAGGAAAAACCUGGUCUUUCUAUUAUAACGUGAGGGGCAUUUCACUGGCAUGAUUUACCUCUACUUGUCCCUUAAAGGGACGAGUUCCAAGUGAUCACCUGUAUCCUUUGAAAUGUUCCUAUCCUGGUCUACUGCAAAGUGACAGUGCCCCCAACUACAGAGCAUUAGGGCUCACUGACAUGUUUGAGUAUGAAAAUAAUGUGAACAUAUGCUGUGGAGGAUUCUGUGGACUUGCAGAUUUCUCAGCUGUCAUUACCCCACUCACAGCUGUCAUAGGACAAGAAAAUGGACACCAGAGUUACUAAGGCGAUCUGUUGAAGUCUUGUUUUCUGUUUGUUUAGCACAACUGUCAAAAAGACCAACAUUGUAUCAUCUCUAAUAAACACAUAGAGACUGAAAAUAUU
This is a messenger RNA of Pundamilia nyererei, 3410 nucleotides long. Its product is annotated as bifunctional heparan sulfate N-deacetylase/N-sulfotransferase 2-like. Gene Ontology annotation, molecular function: deacetylase activity; heparan sulfate N-sulfotransferase activity; hydrolase activity. NCBI's taxonomy places the organism in Eukaryota, Metazoa, Chordata, Actinopteri, Cichliformes, Cichlidae. The record is from RefSeq and is a predicted model, not a curated record. Bases 1 to 1500 code for a protein of 499 amino acids. The transcript has 11 exons. Gene Ontology annotation, cellular component: Golgi apparatus.